AGAAAUGAAACUGAAUUUAUUAGAGAGAGAAAAAAAGAAGAAGAAGACGCAUUCAUCGUUUCGCCAAAAUCCUUCUUCUCAAAGAAACCUUUUUUAAUCUAAUCAGCCUAAAAUGGAUAUGAUUACCAUGGAAGGAAUGAUGGAUCAGACAGUUUUGGAUGAUAUAAUCCGAAGGCUUCUCGAAGGAAAAGGCGGAAAACAGGUUCAGUUAUCAGAAGGUGAGAUCCGUCAGCUCUGCGUCAACGCUCGCCAAAUAUUCCUAUCUCAACCUAAUCUUCUCCAGCUUCAAGCACCCAUCAGGAUCUGCGGUGAUAUACAUGGACAAUAUCAGGACUUAUUGAGGUUAUUUGAGUUUGGUGGGUAUCCUCCAGCUUCAAAUUAUCUAUUUCUAGGUGAUUACGUUGAUAGAGGGAAGCAAAGUUUGGAAACCAUAUGUUUGCUUUUGGCAUACAAGAUUAGAUAUCCAACAAAACUACACCUUCUUAGAGGAAACCAUGAAGAUGCUAAAAUCAAUAGGAUUUAUGGGUUUUACGAUGAAUGCAAAAGAAGGUUUAACGUUCGCCUUUGGAAGAUAUUCACUGAUUGUUUCAAUUGUUUGCCAGUAGCUGCUCUUGUAGAUGAAAAGAUCUUAUGCAUGCAUGGGGGACUUUCACCUGACUUGCUAAGUCUGAAUGAUAUUAAGGAAUUACCUAGACCAACAGAAAUACCAGACAAUGGUCUCCUAUGUGAUCUUCUCUGGUCUGAUCCAGAUCCGAGGAUUGAGGGUUGGUCGGACAGUGAUAGAGGAGUUUCCUGCACGUUUGGCCCCGAUACUGUCGCUGAUUUCUUGGAGAAGAAUGAUCUAGACCUUAUUUGCCGAGGUCACCAGGUUGUGGAGGAUGGGUAUGAGUUCUUUGCUAAGCGAAGUCUGGUGACGAUAUUUUCAGCUCCAAACUAUGGAGGAGAGUUUGACAAUGUGGGUGCGCUUUUGAGUGUCGAUGAAUCGUUAGUCUGCUCUUUUGAGAUAUUAAAAGCAGUUGUCACUGGAACUUCUAAGAUUCCUCUUAAGAAGCCACCUAAAAUUGGAAGGGCAUAAAAGAAAGCAGAUGCAGUUUGUACAGAAACCGGGUAAAGAUGAAUUGUUUGGGAUUUGAAUCAAGUUAACAUUUUUAGGAAGCAAGAUCAAGAUGCAGUUAUGAAGCUUGCAAAUAUUAGUCUUUGAUGGACAUGGUGAAUUUUGUUAAUGCAUUCAAUUUAGAACUGCAAAGUUGGUUGAUGAAUCCAACUCAUAGUUUUUCAAAGUUCAAUGCAUUUUGUAAAUCAGUUGUGCUUUGUUGAAUCUUAUUGAUAUCAGACAAUGUAUAUUGUUGUGUUGCAUCUACUCCUACUAUAAUCCAACCAUUGUCUUUUUAUUUAUUUU
Molecule: messenger RNA, 1399 nt
Organism: Impatiens glandulifera
Lineage: Eukaryota; Viridiplantae; Streptophyta; Magnoliopsida; Ericales; Balsaminaceae
Product: serine/threonine-protein phosphatase PP1
Exons: 4
Coding region: 113-1075 (320 amino acids)
Cellular component (GO): nucleus; cytoplasm
Molecular function (GO): protein serine/threonine phosphatase activity
Source: RefSeq, a predicted model, not a curated record